AUGUUCAUUAUAGCAAAUUCAAACCUAUCAAAGAACGAUUUGGAAGACAUUUGGCAAAACCUUGGUCUUUCAACUGAAGACAAGGUUGUGCCAAACCCGGUUCCAUUAAAUUCGACAAAUGACAUAUUAGUUAAAGGAGAUUAUGCUGAUGACAACGAAGAUACUCAUAUGACUAGAGAAGAAAAUUAUGUAAACGAUCUAAAAAUUGGCAAAGAAGGUACCCCGAUCCAAAUGUUAAGGGAAUGUGCCUUAAGAACCAGAUAUAAUGACGUAGCAGAACUCUUAGCGGCUCAGCAAAGCACCACGGAACCAAAUCCUAUACAAGAAACAAAUGACCAAAAGACUAA
This is a messenger RNA of Racocetra persica, 347 nucleotides long. Lineage: Eukaryota; Fungi; Glomeromycota; Glomeromycetes; Diversisporales; Gigasporaceae. The record is from the annotation of a GenBank genome assembly.